AUGCUUACUUUCUGUCCUUACUGCUCGAACAUGUUAACUGUCUCGAAGAGCGGUACAACAGGUCAAAACUGCUUUGUGUGCCCUACUUGUCCUUAUGAAUUCCCAAUCCAGGGUGUCAAAUUAUACAGCAGAAAGAAGCUUGAGCGUAAAGAAGUGGAUGAUGUGUUGGGUGGUGACGGGGCCUGGGACAAUGUGGAUCAAACUGGUGCCCAAUGUCCAAUUGAGUCUUGUGGUGGUGAUAGAGCCUAUUUCUUCCAGUUACAAAUUAGAAGUGCUGAUGAACCGAUGACAACGUUUUAUAAAUGUGUUAGCUGUGGUAACCAGUGGAGAGAAAACUGA
Saccharomycopsis crataegensis is the source of this 339-nucleotide messenger RNA. RefSeq names its product DNA-directed RNA polymerase III core subunit RPC11 (gene RPC11). The record is from RefSeq and is a predicted model, not a curated record. Gene Ontology annotation, biological process: termination of RNA polymerase III transcription; DNA-templated transcription. NCBI's taxonomy places the organism in Eukaryota, Fungi, Ascomycota, Saccharomycetes, Ascoideales, Saccharomycopsidaceae. Gene Ontology annotation, molecular function: nucleic acid binding; zinc ion binding. Gene Ontology annotation, cellular component: RNA polymerase III complex. The coding region runs from base 1 to 339 and encodes 112 amino acids. The transcript has 3 exons.